Dovyalis caffra is the source of this 2022-nucleotide messenger RNA. The record is from the annotation of a GenBank genome assembly. NCBI's taxonomy places the organism in Eukaryota, Viridiplantae, Streptophyta, Magnoliopsida, Malpighiales, Salicaceae.
AUGAAGAAUGUGCGUUGCCGUGGUGGGUGUCAUCUGCCCUUCGUCGUCUGGUUCUUCUUCUUCUUCUUCACAGCUGCUUUCGCGAAGACCCCAGUCAGAAAAAUUCCAAGGACGAACGACAGCUUGAGGGCUCCUGGAGUUCAGCUAAAUAUAACGAAUCGUCACGUGGUGAUUGAUAAUGGACUUGUCCGAGUCUCGCUUUCCAAUCCAGAUGGUGAUGUUACCGGAAUCAAAUACAAAGGAAUUGACAACGUACUUGAAAUCAAUAACGAAGAAGAUAAUCGAGGAUACUGGGACGUGGUCUGGAACAAGCCAGGAAAUCGUAUCAUCUUUGACAAGUUAGUAGCAACAGAUUUUAAAGUUAUAAUGGAAGACGAAAACCAAGUGGAAGUAUCCUUCACCAAAACAUGGGAUCUUUCCACUGGAAAGUCCACAGUUCCUUUAAAUGUAGACAAAAGGUAUAUAGUUAGGCGUGGGCAGUCAGGGCUUUACUUAUAUACCAUAUUGGAACGUUUAGAAGGAUGGCCUGAUGUUGACAUGGAUCAAAUUAGAGUCGUUUUCAAGCUACAAAAAGACAAGUUUCAUUACAUGGCAUUAUCGGACUCCAGGCGAAGGACCAUGCCCAUGCCUGAAGACCGAGAAACUGGUCAACCUCUGGCCUAUCCUGAAGCUGUUCUCCUGACCAAACCGAUAGACCCAGAACUUAGAGGAGAGGUAGAUGACAAGUACCAAUACUCAUGCGAGGACAAAGAUAAUAAGGUGCACGGGUGGAUGGCAGAAGAUCCUCCUGUGGGAUUUUGGAUGAUCACGCCCAGUAAUGAAUUCCGCGUUGGUGGACCAAUCAAGCAAGAUCUUACUUCCCAUGUGGGCCCUGUUGUUCUCAACAUGUUCACGAGCACGCAUUAUGCUGGGAAGGACUUAAACACAGCAUACAGAAAUGGAGAGCCAUGGAAAAAGGUUCUUGGCCCCGUAUUUGUCUAUCUUAAUUCUGUUUCACCGAAAGAAGACCCCUCGAUGCUUUGGGAAGAUGCUAAAGAACAGACGUCGAUAGAAGUCAAACGGUGGCCAUACAAUUUUCCUCGAUCACAAGAUUUCCCUCCCUCAGAUCAGCGCGGAACUGUCAUGGGCCAAUUACUGGUUCGAGACCGAUACGUCAGUGAGAGGUUAGUGCAUGCCAAAUCUGCUUAUGUGGGGUUGGCUGCGCCAGGAGAUGUGGGCUCAUGGCAAACAGAAGCCAAGGGUUAUCAAUUCUGGAUUCGAGCUGACAGAUAUGGGCGUUUUGUAAUUAAAAAUGUCAGAGCUGGGAACUAUAGUUUGUAUGCAUGGGUUCCUGGUACCAUUGGGGAUUACAAGUAUAAUGCUGAUAUAACCAUUAAACCAGGAUCUAGGAUCAAAUUUGGUUACCUCAUAUACGAGCCUCCAAGAAAUGGUCCUACUCUGUGGGAUAUUGGGAUUCCUGACCGCACAGCUGCAGAGUUCUAUGUGCCAGAGGGAUACCCAACGCUGAUGAACAAAUUGUACAACCGUGAUCCGGCAGAAAAGUUUAGGCAAUAUGGAUUGUGGAACCGAUACUCUGAUUUAUAUCCCAACAACGAUCUCGUAUAUACCAUUGGUGUUAGUAAUGUUGAAGACUGGUUCUUUGCCCAUGUUACCAGAGAUGUGGGAAAUACGACGUACGAGCCCACCACCUGGCAGAUUAUCUUUGAACUCCAAAACAUAAACCGAAAUGAAAAUUACACUCUCCAAUUAGCCUUGGCAUCAGCUACUGCAUCCGAAAUACAGGUUCGGUUCAACAAUCCAAGUAGCGAUCGACCACUAUUCACAACAGGAGCAAUAGGAAAGGAUAAUGCGAUUGCAAGACAUGGGAUUCAUGGGUUGUACUGGUUAUAUAGCAUUAGCGUGCCAGGUUCUCAACUUGUCGAUGGGAAGAAUACAAUUUAUCUAACUCAGACUAGAAGUGAUGGCCCCUUCCAUGGUGUCAUGUAUGAUUACAUUCGUUUAGAAGGGCCAAGAGGCACUUAA